This is a messenger RNA of Vigna radiata var. radiata (mung bean), 3393 nucleotides long. RefSeq names its product zinc finger CCCH domain-containing protein 34. The coding region runs from base 309 to 1532 and encodes 407 amino acids. The transcript has 9 exons. The record is from RefSeq and is a predicted model, not a curated record. Lineage: Eukaryota; Viridiplantae; Streptophyta; Magnoliopsida; Fabales; Fabaceae. Gene Ontology annotation, molecular function: mRNA binding; metal ion binding.
ACCAACAAACUCACACAGACCAAUAAAAGAAGCCCCUCCCUGUAAGAGAGAGAGAGAAAGAUCAAAAAUCAGAACACGCUUUGAAACUGAAAGAGAGAGUGAGAGUGUGUGUUUGUGAAAGAGAGAGAGAGAGAGAAGAAAACAGACACAAACGUUGUCUGUGCGAGUUAGAGAGAGAGAGAAACCCCAGAAAAUCAGAAAAUCCAACCCCAUUUUCUCUCUCUUUACUUUCCAUUUGAUCGGAGCCUCUCAUUGUGCUUUUCCGAUUACCGUCAAAUCAGCUCCGUUCUCCGGUUCGGGUCGGUGCAAUGGAGCAGUACGGCCGGUCCAGUGAAGGUUCGCGGUCUGAUCCGUCCCCGGAAUGGGCCGGGCCCGGAGCCCAAACCGGUCUUGAAGAGCCUAUGUGGCAAUUGGGGCUGGGUGCUGCGGAGGAAUCGUAUCCGCAACGCCCCGAUGAGGCUGAUUGCACUUACUACUUGAGGACCGGUUUCUGUGGCUUCGGUUCGCGGUGUCGGUACAAUCACCCUCGUGACCGUGGCAUGGUUGUUGGAGCUGAGAGGGCUGCGGGGGAGUAUCCGGAACGAGUUGGCCAGCCUGUGUGCCAGUAUUACAUGAGGACAAGAACGUGCAAGUUUGGUUCGUCUUGCAAGUACCACCACCCGAGGCUAGCAGGAGGUGCUGUUACCCCUGUGUCGCUAAACUAUUAUGGAUAUCCAUUGCGUCCGGGUGAAAAGGAGUGCUCGUAUUAUGUGAAAACGGGACAAUGCAAGUUUGGUGCGACUUGUAAAUUCCAUCAUCCGGUUCCUGCUGGUGUCCAAAUUCCAGCACCAUCACCAGUUGCUCCAGUUUCACCUUUGCCUGUACCAGUGCCUUCACCGAUAUAUUCAACCAUGCAGCCGCCACCUGGUCCUUCAUCACAGCAAAUUGGUGUGCUGGUUGCAAGGCCUCCUCUGCUGCCUGGCUCAUUAGUCCAGAGUCCCUAUGGACCUGUGGUACUGUCACCUGCCAUGGUACCUAUUUCUGGCUGGGGUCCUUAUCAAGCUUCUGGAACAGGUGCUGUACUUCCUUCCGGUACUCCUAAUGUUGGUUCAGCACAGCUUUACGGGAUGACACAACUGCCUUCAUCAGCAGCUGCCUAUCCUGGACCUUAUCAACUUCCCGGUUCCUUAGUUGGUCCUUCAAGCAGUAAUCAGAAGGAGCAGGCAUUUCCAGAAAGGUCUAAUCAACAAGAUUAUCAGUAUUAUCCGAAAACAGGGGAGGUUAAAGGUGGUCCGUCCUAUAGGCAUCACCCUCCACCAGAAAUGACUGCACCAAAAGCAAAUGUGACUCUUAGUCCUGGUGGUCUUCCUUUGCGCCCGUUUUCAGAGAUCUCCAUUCCUCACAGGGGAGAGGAUGGGGCGAGAGUGGGCAAGUUUGUUAAUGGCUGUAUAGGGACUAAAACUGAAGUCUGUGGAAGAAUCAAAUUAGGGAUAAAUCAGCCAUUGUCUCCUUACAUUUUCUCCAGUAGCCAACAUCAUCAGGGUGUUAAAUAGCAUGCUGUAUUGCCGGCGAGGCAGCCCCUUCCCACUACAGGGGCUGCCAUAAUGGAGAGGCUGAAUUGGACCAAAUAGUGGGCUGAAUAGCAGCCGUAUCAACUUUGUCUUGAUUCCAAAAAUACCCUACAAACAGAAACAUUAGGGCUUCUUUGGAGGGUUAUCUUUGGGAUAUCAAUUUCAAAAAAUGAUAAAGAAGAAGACUUGGAUUUAGAUGAUGAUGCUUGAUGACUAUUAUUUAGGAAACUUGUAUUUGGCUUUUGUUGGUAUUUACUGGUAUGUUUUGUUUAAGACACCUGAUCCCUUUGCUGUUAAUUGUGAAUGUGAUUAAUUUUGGGUUACUUUUACCAUUUUGGAGAGUUUAUACAUAUUAUGCAUUAUAUGACUAUAUAAAAUAUUCCAAAAUGGCACCUAUCCUACUAUCAGCAAUCUUGCUAUACUGUUUUUGGGUGUGGCACGUAUUUAGGUUUGGCUCCAAUGUGCCACUAUCCGAAAUUUAAAACAUUUGAUUGAAUCAAACUACUUUUAUAGAAUGUCUUGGAUGAUCUCUUUGAAAUGGUUUUUAUCUUUCAUUUUUUAAUUAGGAUUAUGAGUCUACUCAGUCUAUUACUAGUAUGGUGUCUAGUGUUUUAUCUUUUGUGUAAGACCAUUAUGCAUAAGAAAAUAUUAUUUGUAAUAUUUCUCUUUUCCCCCUUCACCACAAAAAUCCCUAUAAUUUCUACAAGGAUCAGGUAUCCCAAAGUUUUAAAUAAGAAGAGAAUGUGAAUGGCUUAAUCAAAUAUUGAGCCCAUCUCUUUGCUAUUAUAGCAAAAACCCUAUUAUGGUCUUGGGAAUGUGAUAAACAAAAGCGUAUGGGUUGUGCCACUUAAAUUGUGGGGAAUUUCUAAUAUAAUUGAGAGUUGUCGUCGAAGAUCCAACUCUUAAGAGCUUAGUUGAAGAGUCUUAGGUAAGCAAGUUAACAUCCAUUCCCAUACCUAUCUAAAUGUGAUGAAGUUUUUAUCCAUAUUUUCUACAUGUUAAAACCCUACAAAAGUCUUAUCUCAUGGGGUGAAGUUUAGUACGGUGUUGUGCUCAAUUUGGUAAGUGAUAAUUUCAUUAAGGUCACUUCGAUAGUCGGGGAAAACUCCACAUGAAUUAGAUCUUUUGAGGAACAUGUCAAGAUUAUGGCUGGUAAACAAGGCUUAGCUUUUCGCAAGGUAUUAAAUAUAUCAUAAAAUAUUCAAUAUGAUUCCACGAGAUCUCUUGCAUUCAAUUAUCAAAUCCUAGCCAAUUGAAAGGGAUCUUCUGAUUAAUCCAAGGAUAUUUAAGUUCCAUAAGGAGCCGAUAUUCAAUACAUUAGACAUUGAUCAAUCAAAGGGAGAUUCAGCAAUUGAAAGAAAAUCGGUUCUUUGUUGGGAUCAUUCCUUUCUUCAUAUAAAACAAAGAUAGAGUCAGAGCGAUUCCUUCAAAUCGAUAUUCAUCAUUUUGAUGAAACACAAGAGCCACUUGUUCUUUUUCCUCUUUUAGAUGGUCAAAACUUCAUUUGGGUUCAAAUCCCAUUAUAGGUCUUUUAGAGAUAAUCACUUAUUGAAAAAAGGAAAAAGAGAAACCUCUAGUUAUUUCUAGGAGAUAUAAAAGGAAAGAAUUAGUGAAUUUAUUCAAGAUAAUUAUGGAUCAAUCAAUACUAUUAGGCUAUGGUCAAAAGCCAAAAUUUUAGUAAAACCAUUUGGCUUUGUUUCCUAAUUAACAAUUAGAUGACAUUUAGUUGGUUCUUGUAUAACGUCUGUCCCAUAUGGAUGUAACUUCCAUUAUGCCAGUCUACUCCAUAGUUCACGCGUGAAAAGAGAUUCGCUUAUGUUUUUUGUCUUCUUCUCUUUCGGGU